CAGGCCGGAGACGCGAAGGCGACGGCGGAGAGGACCAAAAGGAACACGAAAAAGGAGUCGGGCCGGUGGAAAUGUCGCCGUCACAAUUUCCCACCGUCGUGGCUCUAUCGGAAACUUCCGAGCUGUAUGCGGAGGGACGGUGUGUCGUUGAUACCGAAGGAUAUCCUGUGGACUACGGCCUGCCGAAGAUGCCAUGUCGUCAGCAACAUCAUACAGAUGGAUAUUACAGGACGCUACCGACGAAUCGUCUGAAACGUCAGGCGACAGCCAAUCCGUUGAAGAGGUUCUCGAGGGAAGCAGAAUUCCUAUCGAGAAGCGUCGAUUCUCCUUACGACUAUCGAGCUGAUAUCAGAUACACAGCCGACGGAUAUCCAGCUAGGACGCAACCGCCCUUAUACCAACCACCGCAGAAUCUGCCACCUGAGGCUCUAGCACCUGCAUCUCUGCCUUACUGUAGAGUCCAGUGGCCCAGCUGCGUUCCAGCUAAUCUUCACCUUCAUCAGCCAGUUGCCAGUGGCAUAGUACCACCGAGACAGGUACCAGUACGGGGGGCUCCACUGAUGGCCCAAAGGCGCAGUGCCAGCGCUCAAACGGACACUGAGAGUGAGAGCGACUAUUCGGCGCAAGGCAGCAGGAAAACGGAAGGUCAAAGGACUAGUAGUGAGUUAACCACGGAAAGCCCUGACGAGGGAUAUGUUGGUGAACCUUCUAUUGUAUAAAAAGUGUGAUGUGAUAUCGAAAACUGUGUGGGGGUGACAUAUACUAAAGCUAGUCAGUAAAUAAUGGCAACAGUGUAAUAGUAGUAAACAUAAUCAAGGACAAUGUCUUACGAGUUGAAUGCCACAUUUUAUAAUAUGUUCUAGAUGAUAUUUUUAGAUUUUGAUGAAUUUCCUAAUUCAAGAGAAAAACAACCCCGGUAUGUAAAUGUAGGCUGAAUCUAACCUAUCUGCACGCAUUUUGUAGUGAACAUCUGUGAUUAAAUGAUUUAUGUUAUCUUAUUCUCUUCAAAUCAUCUUGGAAGACCGGAUGCAGCAAUAAAUGUAGUAAC
This is a messenger RNA of Acanthoscelides obtectus, 1048 nucleotides long. NCBI's taxonomy places the organism in Eukaryota, Metazoa, Arthropoda, Insecta, Coleoptera, Chrysomelidae. The record is from the annotation of a GenBank genome assembly.